Messenger RNA from Pestalotiopsis fici W106-1, 2256 nucleotides. RefSeq lists its product as uncharacterized. The transcript has a single exon. Gene Ontology annotation, molecular function: DNA-binding transcription factor activity, RNA polymerase II-specific; sequence-specific DNA binding; zinc ion binding. Gene Ontology annotation, biological process: positive regulation of transcription by RNA polymerase II; DNA-templated transcription. The record is from RefSeq and is a predicted model, not a curated record. Bases 1 to 2256 code for a protein of 751 amino acids. Lineage: Eukaryota; Fungi; Ascomycota; Sordariomycetes; Amphisphaeriales; Sporocadaceae.
AUGUCUGACUCGCCUGGCGUCAAAGUAAAUGUGCCCGAAUGGGCCUCCGCGGUGCCCCAGGAUGAAGAGCCUCGCCCCGGCAAGAGGAGUCGAGUUGCUCUAGCCUGUCAAAGAUGUAAAACAAGAAAGCAAAAAUGCAACGGUGCCAAUCCAUGCUCCAAGUGCCAGGCCUUGAAUGUGGCUUGCGAGUAUGUCGUCCCGCAGAAGCCCAUGCCUUUCGGCAAGAAUCAGUACAUCAAGUCGCUAGAAAGACGGGUGGCGGAACUGGAGACAGCCUUGACGAAACUGGGUGUGUCAGAUGUCAACAACGAUCACUGGAAUUCUUUGAGAUCAAGUCCAGCUGGUCAGCUUGCAGAAGCUGCCGGGGAAUCGACGACUAACACGCCAGACACGGAAAAUGACGACCAAGAGCUCGAGUGGCAGGACGGCGUGGACAAUGUCGUGUCUGUCCUACGGAGUCUCUCAAUGGAUGCAAAUGGAACAGGCUAUAUUGGAGGGUCGUCACACGUCACGAUGGGCAAGCUCUUUGGUUUUCUUGGAACACAUGGUGCAUCCGCCCGCAACACCCGUCGAGCAACUGGAAUUACAAGGCCUGCCAAUCAUUCAGAAAACGAGAUCAACACACAACCUAUCGAGUUUGUUGACAUGCAUCAAGAUGUCCCCGAUCGUCUAUUUACAGGUUACUUGAAACAUAUCGCAACUCGAUUUCCAGUCGUCUACUCGCCGUGGAUUCGAGACUUACACGACAAACGACUACUCUUGACCAAUAUUUUUGAACGAACCAUCUUGCAUCUCGUCUAUGCUAGUGCGGGCCGGUUUCUGGAAACAACUGGCGAGCACGGCGCCUUCUUCCCGAAACGCCAUUAUGCAUCUGCAUUGACUACUCUGGGGCUGGUGCUGGACCAUGAUGAUAUACGUUCGGUCUCGACUCUCAUGCUGAUGGCCAUAUACUGCUUGCGCAACCCAGUGGGUCCCGGGGCGUGGACUUAUGCAAGGAUGGCGAUGCUUGUCGCGAUAAACCUGGGGCUACAUCGCAAGACUGCUGCCAUGAGACGGCCUUCGAUCGACACAGAGCUGAGGAAACGAGUCUUUUGGGCAGCGUACGCGUUUGACCGGCAAAUUUCCAUCCCACUCGGCCGGCCUUUUGCAAUUUCCGACAGGGACAUUGACGUGCCGCUUCCGCUUGACAUAGACGAGGCCAUCACCGAGGAGGAAUUGGCCAAUAUACCUGAACUCUCUGCGCAGAUCACAGCACCAAUCACCAGCACUUCCCUCUCCUCGUUCAUCCAAAUCGUGAGGAUUCGGCGGAUGGAAUCCGACAUUCAGCAGUCGAUUUACCGAGUAGACGAAACCCCAGAGACUUCUGAUCAUACUGUUGACGCAUUUCUCAAACGACUCGACCACUGGAAGUCCCUCAUUCCGUUAGACGCGCGCAGAAUGAAGGAUCGAGAGGCGGUGCCCUUUGAUGGAUACGACGUUUACAUGGUUUACUUCUUCAAAUGCAAGAGACUCUUGCUCUAUCCGCAGAUUUCGAAAACGCCCGUCAAUCCACGCUUUCUCAAGGAGUGCGCCACAGCUUGUGCUGGGGUUUGCGGCGCCUACAAACGCCUACAUCAAGCCAUGUCGGUCGGAUAUUCAAUUAUGGCAUUACAAACUGUAUUCAUGGCAGGACUCACCCUGGUCUACUGCAUCUGGAUUUCCCCAGAUGAGAUUUUCGACAUCACCACGUCCAAUGGCAUACAUGACUGUAGUAUUGUUCUCUUUGUGGUAGCGGAGCGUGUGCCAGCUGCCAAGAAAUACCGGAAUGCCUUUGAGGUGAUCCGGCAACGUGUCAUAGACCAAGUCUCGGACGGUUCAUCUCGCCAGCCACGACAGACCAUGUCUGGGCUUGUAGCAGAGCUGGCCCCAUCGAUCCAAUCGUGGGAAGCAAAUCAGCCCUUUGGAGUAGACCACGACAGCUUCGAACAAUUCUCUCAAAUCAUUUCAGAAAUGAGCGGAGGAGUGAUGCAAUCCAUGGACCCAGCCUCUGAGCCCUUUGACAGCAAUACUGGGGACUUCGGCUUCGAUAUGCUCUCCACCCAAAUGACCGUACCGCAUGCUUCCGACCCAGCGGUAUCUCCGGGAACAAUGAGCCCCACGGAGACAUUCGAAGCCGGCCUGUCCAGCUUAGUCGGCCAAAACGGACUUGAUCCAGUGUUUAAUGAAGACCUUUCCCCAUGGUUUUCGGCAACUGCUGGCGAUUCAGCUGCCAAUUGA